Scaptodrosophila lebanonensis is the source of this 3757-nucleotide messenger RNA. RefSeq lists its product as uncharacterized. The coding region runs from base 132 to 3437 and encodes 1101 amino acids. NCBI's taxonomy places the organism in Eukaryota, Metazoa, Arthropoda, Insecta, Diptera, Drosophilidae. Gene Ontology annotation, molecular function: protein binding; DNA binding. The transcript has 9 exons. The record is from RefSeq and is a predicted model, not a curated record.
UCGAAUUGUUUCACCAUCUACUUAUCCCUUAAAGUAGAAGUACUAAAGGUGUUUUGUGCGAUUAUCCUUGUAAAUUUCGGUUGUUGGAAUUGUUUCCAAGCCUCUGAACUUUGUGCAACGAGAGCAGCGUCAUGAACAUGUCGCCGAGCACAGCUGGUGUAUCCAGCAGCAAGAAAAAAAAGCGCAGCAAAUCCUCGCCGCGUAACACUGUCAGCGGGGCUUCUACUUCCUCAUCGCCGGUCGACGAGGAAAAUAACGGCCUUCUUCUAGGGCCAUGCUUUGGUCCAUUAGCGCGGCACAUGGUGCCGGAUCCGGACACAUUCGAACGUCAGUUAAAUGGCGGUGCACCUCAGAUUGCUAAUAAUAAUGAAAAUCGCAAAUCAAAGAAAAAAAAGGAAAAAAUAUCCAACGAUCGCCGACCCUCAAAGGAGGAAUAUCUAAGGGGCUGGAGCGGUAAUUUUCCAAAUCUAACAUCAACUCACAGCGGGGAAAGUAACUCGGAUUUGGAACAACAGACACCUGCAGAGCUAAAGGCACUGGGUUCUACUGGACGUAGCAUAUUUCCCAGAGAGGAGCUGCUGCCGACGGUCACGUCCUCAUUGCCAUUAACAACAACGACUACAACAACAACAUUAACUUCGACAGCCUCGACUGCCAACAACAACCCAACUGUAACCUCAACUGUAACUUCUCCAAGUAGAUCACAGCCAACAACACCUCCACCAACGACAACAACACCACCACCACAACAAACUACUGUCUUAGCUAACAAGAUGGCGCAUCGCAAACGUCCUUCUUCCUCAUCCUUUAAGGAGGGGGAAACAAAACAGUUGGAAAAUGAAGAGGUAUUACCACCGAAGCGGCCCAAAUCCCGGUUCUCCAACACAAGCAUUCAGGCUCCUGUGCUACGCGCCCCCCACAAUGAUUCUGGCUGGUCAAACAUCUCCAACGCCGAAAUCGGUUGUACAAGCACUCCCCAUACUGAGGCCGAUUGGUCGGGAGUCCCCAACGCUCAAAUAGGAGGAGCUCGCACUAAUGCCCGUUCCAAAUCGCUGUGUGUUAAUAUGGAGCCACCACGACGAACCCAUCGCUUUCGCAGCAUGUGCGCUAGCCCAGCGGAAAUAUCUGGCGAUUUCCUGUCCCUGAGCAAGCCAGAGCCGAAGACGCCACAUCGACGCAAGAGCCAGACCACUGCCAAGCUGCCGGCAACGGAUGAGUUCUAUAAAAAACCGUUCCAGUUCGGCUGGAAGCGCGAACUCGUUAUGCGUCGUGGCCUACCGGUUCGUGGCGACGUAUUCUUUAUCUCGCCCGCGGGCAAGAAACUGCGCUCUCGCGACGACAUUAUACCGCUUCUGCAGGGCGAUUUAACCAUCGACCACUUCUGCUUCCAGCGUGAAUCGCAGGGUGUGGGCCCCGAAUUCGAAUUGGUCCGUCAGUCUCAGCCAGCACGCCGCAAAACGCAACCGCCAGUUAAGACGGAAAUCGACACCCCACCGCAUGUACUUUCCGGCAAACGUGUGCCGAAGCCAAAGGCUCCAAAGGGUGCCAGCCCGCCGCCCGAGGGCUGGACCUCUACCAUGGCUGUCAAAGGAAAUGCACGCGUCCUCGCGGCCAGUAAUGGCAACAACAGUGCUAGCUCAAGCGGCAAUUCUGCUCGCAAACGCAGUAAUCUGCACAAAGUGAGCUCACACCCUGUGAAGACUCCGCAGGCCAAGUCUCAGGUGGCGGCGGCUGUUCGCAGUCAAAGCACCCCAAAUAGCGCGUCCGUGCACUGUGUGCGCUGCCAAUCAGUGAUUGAGGAUCCGCAUGAAGGAUACAAGCUGAACAUAUCGGACAGUGAGGGUGUUGUUUAUAUUUGUGUGCGUUGUGCGAAGAAAGCAAACGCCGAGGAACGUCAGCCAACAUACGACAAUGCUGAGAACGAAGUGGCUGCAAAUGAAGGGGAACUGCACGCUGAGAUAAGGCCAUUGCCAGUGACCGAACCAAUCGAAAAGCCGGGACAGGAGCCGCCAGCACAGCUGUUGAGCGAUGAGCAGAUAGGCGCUGCUGCCAGCGCUGCUGGUGGCAAACGGACACCCAAGCCCCAGGAAUUGGUGGUGAUUACUGGACGCAAGUAUGUGUCCGUGUCCGGGGAACCGCCACAUCCAAGCAUACAAGUUAUUCCACGGGAACCGGAGGUAACGAGCCACGAAAAUAAUAGCUGUAAAAAUAUUUGCUCAAAAGAGCUUACGGCUGGCAUUCUAGAGUAUCUGAGCAUGGCUAGCAAGGCCAUACCAGUUCUGCGGGCUGUGCUGUUGACAUUAAACUUGGCCGAACGCAAAAAGGUGGCUCAGGUAUGUCAGGGUUGGCGCUUAGUCUCGAGGGAUCCCAGCAUCUGGCAAAUUGUCUCGCUGCGCAAUACGCGAAUUAAGAAUUGGAGCGAAUGCUUGAGCGAGCUGGCCCGCCAAAAGACCCGUCACCUGGACAUGUGGGGCGUUGAAUUGUCGCGCGUUAUGCGUCUGAGUGGCGAUUUGCGACUCCUAAAGUCACUGCGAACUCUGCGCACCGAUAUCUGCGACUCGGCGUUUAUACGUCUGGUAAUUAAGUAUUUGCCACAACUGCAGGAGCUACGCAUCACAACCUCAAGUCGCUCAAUCAGUCUGGAGCAUAUGGAGAAGAUGGUGGGAUUGCGUUAUCUGCAUAUUCGUAUGAUAGAGGUGCGGGGCAGUAUUGCCUCCUUGCAGCCGAUUCUACAGCUCGGUGGACUCACCCGUUUGUCCCUGCGCGGCGUUGGCAACAUGCGUCACCUCGAUAUCCUCAAUCUGCAUAAUCUGCCGCUGGAAUCGCUGGUGCUUGGUUCCUGCACCGGCAUGCCGACCAUGGAGUUUGGUCGUCAGGUAUUGCCGCGUAUGCACAAACUGAAACACUUGCGGCUGGAGAAUCGUCACAGUGUCAGUACAGAGUUUCCUGUGGCGGAUAUCAUGGCUGGGAUUGGGGAUGGCACAAAAGUGGAGCGCUUGGAGCUCGUAAAUGUAGACAUAGAUGAGCAUUUCAGCGAGCAGCUGAACGGCUGCAAAUUUGUGCGCGAACUACUACUGAUGCCCAAUUAUAUAAACAAUGCCGCGAAUACAACGAAUGCCAUUAUGCAGGCGAUUAGCGAGAAUGCGGAGCGUCUGGUGUCCUUUAAGCUUGGCCUUACCGUCGAGCUGCUACGCAUGACCGGCACUUUGUGCCACACUGAUAAGGAUAAGCACUGCAUUCCCGUCGUUCGUCCUAUACCAGGCGUUAUGCUACACGAUCGCCUCAACGACGUCCCCAAACUACCGAGCUACGCACCCCGCGAAUGGGCCUUUCUGCCAGUGGAGCGUCUUGAAUCAAUUCUGCAUCACAUGAUGCCGCAAGCCAUUACCAUUGUGGCCCAAGUGCCACACAGUGAGACCAUGCUCCUGCAGUUCUAAUGGAAUACGUGGUGCGGCCAAGAGAGUCAAGACUUAAUGCAUGUACUUCACGUUAUUAUUUUACCACGAAACACAACCAACACAACUCAACCCAAACCAUGUUGUAAACAACACACAUUCAUCGAUUCAUUAGAUUUAGUUUAUUUGUAUGUAUAAUUGACAACGUUGUAAACACUUUGAAUUUCACACGGAUUGAACAUUAAACCCUACAAUUUUUAGUUUGCAUUUAAUAAACUGUUUUUCUAUCAUCCCUGUGUAGGGCCCCCACCCUAACUAAAUACUUGGCACCACUUCCAAUGAAUACACACAGAUACCUUUUA